This is a messenger RNA of Xenopus tropicalis (tropical clawed frog), 4018 nucleotides long. It is a transcript of the gene cltb, whose product is annotated as clathrin, light chain B. Gene Ontology annotation, biological process: vesicle-mediated transport; intracellular protein transport. The transcript has 6 exons. Gene Ontology annotation, molecular function: structural molecule activity. Bases 209 to 880 code for a protein of 223 amino acids. NCBI's taxonomy places the organism in Eukaryota, Metazoa, Chordata, Amphibia, Anura, Pipidae. The record is from RefSeq and is a predicted model, not a curated record. Gene Ontology annotation, cellular component: membrane; clathrin coat of trans-Golgi network vesicle; cytoplasmic vesicle membrane.
GAAUUGCAGCCCUGCUGCUCUGAUGUCACACACUACGGUCCUCCCUUUUGUAGGGGAGCAGCAGCAGCAGCAGUCGCAGAGCAGAAUCCUCCGCCUGAACACGGGGAAUGACUUGUGUCUGAUUUCCCCUGAUCUCUGGAUUCGCUGCUCAGGACUGACACUUUCUAAGGGCUUAUAGACAGAUCAGCAGCGGGCAAUUAAAACAAUCAUGUCUGACGAUUUCGGCUUCUUUGAAACUGGAGCCGCAGGGGAGACGGAAGAGGAUCCAGCCGCUGCUUUCCUGGCCCAACAGGAGAGUGAAAUUGCUGGAAUAGAGAAUGACGAAGGCUUUGGGGUAGUGCAAGGGGACAGCCCCGAAGAGGAGCCCGAAAUGGUGGAUUUCAAUGACUUUGGGACCAUCCCAAUGAAUGGAGAACUUUACCAGGAGACUUCUGAUUAUUCUGAUGGAUAUGCAGCAAUAGCACAGGCUGAUCGAUUGACCCAGGAGCCAGAAAGCCUAAGGAAAUGGAGAGAGGAGCAGAAAACACGCUUAGAGGAGCUGGAUGCAGCCUCAAAAGUAACGGAGCAGGAGUGGCGAGAAAAAGCCAAAAAAGAUUUAGAUGAGUGGUAUCAGAGACAAAGUGAACAGAUAGAGAAAAACAAAGUAUCAAACAGGAUUGCGGACAAAGCAUUUUACCAGCAGCCUAACGCUGAAGUUAUUGGUUACGUAGCAUCGGAUGAAGCCAUGGCAUCAGAUACAAAGGAAGAAGAAACUGGCACAGAAUGGGAGAGAGUUGCCCGCCUUUGUGACUUCAAUCCUAAGAGCAGCAAACAGUCAAAAGAUGUAUCUCGCCUACGAUCAGUCUUAAUCUCCUUAAAGCAGACACCUCUAUCACGCUAGCUUUGCCUCUCCUUUACGCCUCACUCCCCUGCUUUACAUGAUACCAAAGAAACCAUACCUUGAAGGCCCAGGGCAAUUAACAGUAUAUUACACCUACUGUUGAACAGGCCGUUUAUUUUUCCCCACAGUGCAGAAAUCUACUAAAAUAGAAACUAGUUCCAAAAUGUCCUUAUUUUAGGUUGUUUUCAUAUAAAAAAAGGCAUAUGUUGAAUAAGAAUCUUAGGUUAGAGUACCUAGAGAACCUUAAGUUUUCCCUGAGAACCUGAAAAGGUUGCUUGUUUUUAGUGGUGUAUACAGCACAACAGGGGUUGCCUGAAUGAAGAUGAAACUAGUGUAUAAAGUGUAAAUCAUCCCAUAGGUGUCUUGACAGGUAGAGAUUGCAUGUUAAGAAGGUUCAUUUCAUAGCAGAGGAUUCUACACAUAUGUACUUGCACCUUUAAGCUUUUUCCAGCAACACAGGUUCAAUCAUUUUUGUAGCCAUUAUGUCUUAACCGCCAGCAAUAGAUUCGUUAUGUACAGUUUCAAUCAUCAAUAACAAGAGACACUAAACUUUCCCUGAGAUUGGCAAGUCAAAAUACAAGGACUGGUUGUAGGCAGUAAGCCAUAACGAUUAAAGGGGGUGUAAAGUGCAUAUAUAGAUUAUUGGCACUAAAUUAAACAACUUUGUUAUGUUAUAUGUUAAUAUGUCUGUUUAAAAGCUUUGUACUGUUUUGAGAUACAAGUGAUCGUUUCUGCAGCUUUCUCUCCUCUCCCUUGAUCACGUUCCCUCUUGAAGUUAAGCAGCGGCUUGCUGUCCAGCUCUUAAGUGAUUUAUGGGCUGCCCCUCCGAAGCUUAACUGCUCAUAACUACUUAUAGGGGUCAAGGGUGGCCUUACCCUCACAUAUAUAUACUUGGUGAGGAACUGCUGCCCCUAAGAACACCAGGGAGUAGGACGGUCAGUGGGUGUUGAACUUCAAGGGGGAUCACAAUCAAGGGAGAGUAGAGAAAGCUGCAGGAACGAUCGCUUGUAUCUCAAAGUAGGUACGAACGUUUUAACAGACAUAUAAUGCAAAAUUGUUUAAUUUAGUGUUAAAAAUCUAUACACGCAUUUUAAAAAUGACUUUACAUCCCCUUUAAAUGACAUGUAAACCCCACACAAAAAAUGUAUACAGUGAACAGUCUCUUUAACAUCUUUUAAUACCUGCUACUCUGGUUGUUUAAAGGUUAAUAGUAAGGUUGCAGCUUCCCCCUGUAACCCACUCGGCUCCUCUCUCAGGAAUUUAGUUUGGCUGUAGGCUACUGAGCAUGCUCAGUUUUAAACAUUACUAAACACGCUCUCCAAUCUAGCCGCCAAUGAAGAAAUAGUGUUGCUGGUUUUCAUAGAAACUCUUCUCUAGCUUUCUGCUUCUAUUUUUUUUUCCUAACCUCCUGUCCUGAGCUCAGUUUAAGCAUUACAAUGCUCAAUCCAAGCAGGGCUUUUUAUUAAAGUAAGUUCUGCCUGUGUAAGCCUGCAUUUUUUUUAUUAAAUUUACACUGAAUUUUGUGCACAUGUGCUGUUUGCAGAAGUAAAUGUCACUGAUGAUGUGUCAGAGGGAAAAUGGCUGCCAGUUGAAUGCUGCUAUUUGUUUAAGGAAAAUGCAAUGGUGCUGGUGAACUGAGGGGAUAUAUGCAGUACAAAUGAUGCAGUUCAGGUGGGAGAAAAGUGCACAACUUAUACAUGCUAGGAAAAUUUUAGGGUUUGCAUGCUGUUUAAAAUCUGUACUCAUCAAGCACUACCAACCAUUUAAAUUCCAUCAUCAAUAAGUCAUUAAACAGUUUCUAGAAAUAAUAAGGCCUCUUCCAUAAGAUACCAUGUUCAAAUUUAGGGGAUCUGGAACAGUUAAUAAAUAAGUUUGGACUGUUAAUAAUUUCAAAAGACUCUACAAAUGGGGCAUUUUGCAUCAGUGUUUGGUAAGCGUAUUCUGUUUGUAUUGCUUAUUCACCUGAGUGUUGUGUUUUAAAUGACAGGGGGUGGGAUGUUUUUAUUAUGUCUAAGUAUUGCAUUCUAAAAUAAAGAUAAGAUUGGUGAUAGAAAUAAUUUAUUGCUGUAGUGUAGUUGUAAUUAUUUUUGUGUCUUUCAUAAUAUAAUACAACAUCCUUUUCCAUACAAUAGAGCAAUAACACAGGAAGCCCACCGCAACGCAUCUCUCAGAAUUCAUUUAAAGCCACAUUCUGUUCUCAUGAUCAUAAUGGAGUACUUUUAUAAAUUUGUUGUGAACUUGUAUUUGUCCUGUGUGUAUAGCAAGAUGGCUUUUCACUUUAUAUUUUUCUGUACCUAUGUUAUUAAGGGAAUGGAGGGGCUCCUGAAUAAAUGUUUGACCACAAAUGCGGGAAUGAACCCAGAAAAUCAGGGACGCAGGCACUGUCAUGGGACUAUUUAUCUAGGGGUCGGCAAGUUAAUUUUUUCUUAGCUUUGUGAAUAAAUAUGUGUUGCCCCAUUGUAGAGGUAGAUGCCUGACACUGUAGACCAGACUAAGCCAAUGAAACUGGUAAAGAAAUCCAGACUUGCUUCAAAUCUACUGAGUUACCGUCAAGGAUUUUGAAAAAUACAAGUGUACUUUAAAUAUACUCCAAAAAGAAUCAAGGGAAUUGGGCCAUGGCACAUAUUUGUUGCCUGCAGUUAAAUCUGCUCUGGCAACAAAUCUCCAGGAAAUGACUUGCCAUAGCAUAACAUUGGGAUUACUGUAAAACAUUACUUACAGUGAUCUGUCUUAGGAAAAUGCGAAGGGAGGCAAUAUAAUCUUGUUAUAAUCAGUAUAAUCUAAAAUAAAAUGCUUAUUUGUGUAAACAAGUAAAUAUAUGCAAACUGUGAGCAUUUAUUAAGCACCCUGUUAUUAAAUAGCACAUAAAUGGAGACCAACACAGAUAUUUGCUUUCAGUAGUUUCAUGAUGAUUCCAUUCAGUACAUAAAUGAUGUAUCUGUAUAUUAUUUACUGGGUUUUUGGGGGUGUAAAGAUUUUGGUAGGUCUGUCCUUGUUUCCCUCAAUCUCUCGCUUAAUUUAUGAAAUCCAUAAUGAGAAAUGUGUUGUAAUAGGAAUGUAAACAACCCCAAUGUGCUAUUAAUUGAUUAAUGUUGUCUGCUUACUCUGUGUCACAUCAAUAAAAUGCCAAUAAGUCUG